Clarias gariepinus (North African catfish) is the source of this 1707-nucleotide messenger RNA. RefSeq lists its product as uncharacterized. The transcript has 3 exons. The coding region runs from base 78 to 599 and encodes 173 amino acids. Gene Ontology annotation, biological process: negative regulation of double-strand break repair via nonhomologous end joining. The record is from RefSeq and is a predicted model, not a curated record. NCBI's taxonomy places the organism in Eukaryota, Metazoa, Chordata, Actinopteri, Siluriformes, Clariidae.
CUCCUCACGUGCAGCGGUGUGUUUAUGUCAUGGUGUUGAUUAUUGACUCGUUUGGAUGAAUUAAGUGUUAGUUUAUAAUGUCUGCAAAGCGGAACCUUCCGGCCUGGAUGGUCGCAUCAGGUCCUAAACGCGGUAAAGAAGAGAAGCUCAGAGAGUGUGUGAAGAGCAACCCGGAAGUAAACACAAACAAACGUGGAGGAAAAAAGUGCACCAAGAGGAUGAUGUACUGGAUGAAUGAACAGGAGCUGGUCGAGACAGCACUCAGUGUUCUACAGAGAGAUAACAGAAAGCCAGCUGCAGCAAACAGAUGUGCUCUGCCGAACCCCGAAAGAAUGGUGAUUCCAGAGACCGAUCCAGAAGAUACGUCUGACUCAGACAUUUCUGAGCCAGCCGUGGAUAUUGCCGAGCAACAGACAGUACCGUACACCAGGUGUUUUGAGGAAAAACAGUCCAGUACCGCAUCAGAGAGCUCUGCUGAGCAGCCUCCAGCUUCGUCAGCAGUUUUGGAGAAGAAGCCUGAGUCUGAGGAGGAUAACAGCCCUCAGAGCAAUUCUGAUCAUGAAGCUUUGCAGGUGGUGCGAGACAUCUUUUUCAGCUGAUGCUGAAAUUUGAGUGCUGAAGGGUUUGAGUUCACUGAAGCAAAACUGACAAACUGGAAAAUCAGGAACACCACCAGAUGAUUCUAUAUUAUUGUCCUCGGUGAAGAGCCUUCACUCUGAAUGUUCUGGUUUGUCAAAAAGUUUAGUUUAUGUCAGCAUGGCUAAACUGCUGGAGCUUGAAUUUAAUCCAAACAGAGAAUAUAUAUAUUAGAUUAUAAAGAAUGGGUGGCCAUUUAAACAUCAAGUGAUUGGCUAAGUGAUUUAGUACAGGCUGUAUAGUAUAGGCUGUCCACACUAUCCACUGUGGGGUCUUGGAGUCUGAGAUAUGGCAAUUCCCAAACCAGACAGUGAUGCAGAUGCUAACAGAUUAAAACUAACAGACUGUUUAGUUCGAUUAACAUUGCAAGGACAAGUCCUAAAUCAGUGACGUUACGUAUGACUUGUGUCGAGCAGAAGGGGCGUGUCCGAAUAAAGGCUCGCUCUGAGGCACGUGUGACCAAAUGAGUGAGUGUCUCGCUCAGCGCUUCAACUAGGUUUAAGUUAAGGCUCGUUCACCUGGAUGUUUAAAUAUUAUGAAUCAUUAUAUUGGAGUUUUUUUAUUAAUAAAAUAUGAUUGAGGAAAACUAAACCUUUUUUGCAUUUCACAAUGAACUUUACAUUUACUUAUUUAAAAUAUAGAGAAGCAAAACUCUGACAUUUCUCACAUACUCUGAAGCAAAAUGUGGCACGGGGAAUGUGGCAAGAACUUUCAGCUGAGUUACUAUCAUCUGCAAGUGGAUGGUGUUCAUGAAUGAUUGUGUGUACUGUUGGUCUUUCGGCUGCUUCUGGCAAGGGGUCGCCACAGCAGAAUACCCAGUCCGCACUACAACUUGGCACAGGUUUUUUUUUUUUGCCGGAUGCCCUUCAUGACUUGAAUAUCGGGCAUAGAAAGUUGCUUGUGUUUAACUGCAAAAAAAUAUUUCCUUGUCAUUGAAAGGUAAACCAGUAAUGUCAUGUGUGUGUUUGUUUAUUGAUUGAUAAAUUGACCUUACAAAACUGUUAGCAAAAAAAAAAAAAAAAUCAUUCAGGAAGUGGUAUUGAAGUUUGGUCAUUUUUGCCAAAGCUAUUU